AUGUCAUCUGGAGCUCAAAAGGUGGAAUUGCCCUCACCAAGAGGUAAUUUAUGUGCUGAUGCUAAACCCAAGAACUCUAUCAUUCAAGGAUUGGGUCUGCCGAACAUUUUGCCCAAACCUCAGAUAAAUCUUCCAAGGAACCCAGAUUUAGAUGCUACCUGGUGCGGAAGCCUUGAGAUCCUUGAUAUGGUUUCUUGUGGUCAAUUUUGUGAUGGGUUCCAGGCUCAUCUUCCGGGGAAAGUCCAUCCUGAAACUGUAGAGUAUUCAAGGCUCAUGCCUAAUGUGCUCCAGUAUACGUUGCUCCCUUGUAGCAGUGUAUUGGCAGAAAUCUUUGAGAAUGACAGACCCACUGUAAAUGAUAUGGCACUGUUAUUUUCCCCUGGCGAUUUUGAGAGGUCUAAACAACAGUAUUUUAGCCUCUUGGGACUUCUAGAGAUGCGAUAUAUGGCACUGAGGAGUCAUAUAAAUGGUGUCAAUCUAUUGAUUUCGUCUUCUAAGAGGCUAAAUCUAGAUUCUUGUGUUAAGUGA
Molecule: messenger RNA, 528 nt
Organism: Prunus armeniaca (apricot)
Lineage: Eukaryota; Viridiplantae; Streptophyta; Magnoliopsida; Rosales; Rosaceae
Source: the annotation of a GenBank genome assembly